CUCCUCCUGCUCCUGCCGCUCCCGCUGCUCCCGGCUCCGUCCUCGCAUCCGAGGCUGGGGAUGCGCCCCCCUCCCCAAUCGGGAUGCACCUUUUCGGGCCCGGCUGGAAGACCCCCCUCUCCCCCCGCGACCCCCGCCCCAUAGGGGGACGCAGUGCUGACCCUUGAGCUGUGGCCUCCAGGAAUCCCCUCACUGCGCUUCCGACCAUGGACGCUAAAGAGAAGAAAGAGCGCCGGCCCGGCUAUUUUGCUCGGUUGAAGAAGAAAAGGCAGACGAGGCAGACGGCAGAGACGACGUCGGCCGGUCCCCGGGGGCCCUCGGCCGGCAGGACUCCGCCCGCCAAGGGCGACAACCGCGGCGGCCCGAUGGCCGAGGAGGCCGACCUCACCGACGAGGACGGGAAGAAGAGGAAGAACAGCCAGCUGAAAGACAGCCGCCGGACGGAGCUCAAGAGAUACUAUAACACCGAUGACAAUCAGAACAAAACCAGUGAAAAGAAGGAGAAAAAGAUGGUGGUUCGGAAGCCCCAUGGCUCCAUCGAAUACACUGCUGGGAGCCAGGACACAUUAAACACCAUUGCCCUGAAGUUCAACGUCACGCCGAACAAGCUCGUGGAACUGAACAAGCUGUUCACACACACGAUCGUCCCCGGCCAGGUCCUCUUUGUGCCAGAUUCCGACGUCCCUUCCGCCAUGCAGCGAUUAACCUCGUCGAGUCCCGGCACGACCGUUUCCCCUUUGUCAUCUGACGCGGAGUACGACAAACUCCCGGAUGCUGACUUGGCAAGGAAGGCCCUAAAGCCUGUGGAAAGAGUUCUCUCAUCUACUUCUGAGGACGAUGAGCCUGUGGUUGUGAAAUUCCUCAAAAUGAACUGUCGCUACUUCACGGACGGUAAGGGAGUCGUCGGAGGGGUCAUGAUCGUCACCCCCAACAACAUCAUGUUUGACCCUCACAAGUCCGACCCUCUGGUCAUCGAGAACGGCUGCGAGGAGUACGGACUCAUCUGCCCCAUGGAAGAGGUGGUCUCCGUGGCCCUGUACAACGACAUCUCCCACAUGGAGAUCAAGGACGCCCUGCCAUCUGACCUACCACAGGAUCUUUGUCCUCUGUACAGGCCGGGAGAGUGGGCGGACCUGGCCUCGGAGCAGGACAUCAACCCAUUCAGCAAGUUCAAAUCCCUCGGCAAGGAGAAGCGGCGUCCGGGCGAGGGGCAGGUGCCGGGGGAGCGGCCCGACCCCGGGACCGCGGCACCCCCGGCCGGAGCGGGCCCCGGACGGCCGCCUCGCCGGGCCGAGGAACCGUCCCUGGGCACGGAGGGCCAACCCUCCAGGACCAAAGACCACGGCCUCGCGGGCCAAGACGACGAUUUUGUCGAACUGGAAGAGUUCUUCCCGCCCGCGGGCGGCGACGGCAACACGGAGCUCAAGGAGGUCCUCGACGUAGAAGCGCACGAGAAGGAAGACGAGAGGCCGGGGGAGCCACCGGCGGAACCGGACCACGCGGCCGCCCUGUUGGACAUCCACGAGGGCCUGGACAAAGUCCAGCUGAUCGAAUUUUACCUCAGCAAAAAUCGGGAAGGAGCGGGGCCGCCCGGGCCCGAGCGGGAGGCCGCCGCCGCCAGCCCCAGCCGAGAGCCAGAGGAAGGCGCCGUACCCCCGGACGGCCCCGACCCUCAUCCCCCUUGCCCCUUGGGUCCCGGGGAGCCGGGUGGGCCAGACGCUGGCCUCCCCCGAGAGAGGGAGUCUCCCCCGCCGGAUGGGGAUUCCUCCACCGCCGAAGAGAAGGACUCCUCAUUGCCAUCUUCCCCAGACCACAGCUGCCAGGACAGGCAGGCGGACAGUCAGUCGGAAAUCCAGUUAUGGCUGCUAAAAAGAAUUCAGGGGCCCAUUGAAGAUAUGCUCCCGUCGAAGGAGGAGAAAAGCAAGACGCCCCCGAUGUUUCUGUGCAUCAAGGUGGGAAAGCCCAUGAGGAAAUCCUUCUCUACCCAGAGCACGACCAUGGGGCAGCAGUACGGCCACAGGAAGAAGCAGCCGGAGUACUGGUUUGCCGUCCCUCGGGAACGGGUCGACCACUUGUACACGUUCUUCGUCCAGUGGUCUCCCGAGGUCUAUGGGAAAGAUGCCAAAGAGCAAGGAUUUGUGGUGGUGGAGAAGGAAGAGCUGACCAUGAUCGACAACUUCUUCAGCGAACCCACCACCAAGAGCUGGGAGAUUAUCACCGUAGAAGAGGCAAAGCGCCGCAAGAGCACGUGCAGUUACUACGAGGAGGAGGAGGACACUGACGCGCUCCCCAUCUUGAAGCAGCACAGCGCUCUCCUGGAGAACAUGCAGAUCGAGCAGCUGGCCCACCGCCUCCCCGCGAGGGUGCAGGGUUACCCGUGGCGACUGGCCUACAGCACUUUGGAGCACGGGACCAGCCUGAAAACACUGUAUCGGAAAUCGGCCUCUCUGGACAGCCCCGUCCUCCUGGUCGUCAAGGACAUGGACAACCAGGUGUUCGGGGCCUACGCCACGCACCCCUUCAAGUUCAGCGACCACUACUAUGGCACCGGCGAGACCUUCCUCUACACCUUCAGUCCUAAUUUCAAGGUGUUUAAGUGGAGUGGAGAAAACUCUUACUUCAUCAAUGGAGAUCUAAGUUCCUUAGAACUCGGUGGUGGAGGGGGACGCUUCGGUUUAUGGCUGGACGCUGAUUUGUACCAUGGGCGGAGCAACUCUUGCAGCACUUUCAAUAACGACGUCCUCUCCAAGAAGGAGGAUUUCAUCGUUCAGGACCUCGAAGUUUGGACAUUCGAGUGACCUCCAGACGGCCUUAAAAACCAAGGGACCAGGGGCGACCAGCCCCUCGAGACCGGCUGGGACGUCAUCCCCCGCGCUGUCCCUUCGAGCUUUCAGAAACGGUCCCAAGCAUGAUUCCGUAGCGGGAAGAGCCCGAAAGGCCCCACCCAGGAGAGACCAAAAACCGGGUGACGGCCCGUGAGUUUUCCUUCCCACGUCCCUCUGCUCCUCCUUUACCGGGAUGGCGGAUUUACGGACGGCUCUCGGGGCGAAUGGGUCCCUGGCGGUUCUGGGGGGUUCUUUUUUUCGGUAACUGUGAAGAAGAUACUGUGGAAUAACGAAUGUUCCAUUCGCGGCGUAUUUAAAUCCAACAACUGGCAUCGUCAGAGCCUGCAGCCCACGCUAGUUUGCCGUGGAAAGGCUAUUCUUCUUUAGAAAAAAAAAAAAUCACACUCCCGGCACUGGAUGGGGCAGUGAGUUUAUUUAAGGAACCAUUAUUAUUUAUUUCUAGAACUUGUCUGAAUAUUUUUUGCUUUUAAUGUCUCAAAUCCUGGCAUUGAAGAGAUGGGCGGUAUUGUUUUGACAGCAAACCCCUGUGAUUUGUAUAGUUUUGUAAUUUUUUUUUGGUUUAUUCUGCAGAGAAAAUAUUAUUUUGUAUUUUUUUUUUUUUUGCCCUAAUUCGUUUAGGGGAGUGCAUAAUUCUGAGUCCUUUUUCAAUUGACGUGUCGUCAGCCCGUCGUACUGACGCCUUGAUAUUUUGUCAUUCCAGCAAACAGAGCAAAACAUUCCAGCUCCUAAGCAGGAAAGUCCGGGUAAAACGGUGCCGGCUAUUUCUCGGAGUUCGGUGGGGAGGCCAGGAGGUGACUUGGCUUUGAGAGCCUGCCUUAGAAACGAGUGGAAAAGAGAGACGUUUAGGGAGAAAAAUCUCAAAUCGAUAAGAAAGUUAUCAGUCCGUGUAGGGCUGCGUGGGACAGUCGCAAACGGUGAAUUUUUAAAGGGAUUUAUGUGAUUCCCCGGCCCUUAGGCCAACAGUGGAAUGUUCUGCUUUAAGAUAGUAGAAGGAUCGUUUUCUUUCGUUUUUUCUUGUAUUUUUCUUUUUGGUGGGCGGGAGGAGUUCCUUCGUCCGAAAUUUAAUUUUCCUUUAAGUGAAAUGAGGUUUAAAGGUGGCAUCUUUGUUCCCGAGGCCCGUUUCUCUUGCCAAAGGCAGCACCGGAUAUCUGAUUGUCAGGAAACCAUCGAAUGUAAGCCGAUACUGAAGGGGGAGAGGGUGACCGUUUCCCCCUUGGGGAUCCGCCGUGGUCCCCAGCUCCGUAUAGAAAACCGGUUCGUUGACUCCCACGGUCGACGCUAAAGGCCGUGUCGGUGGCGAUGUCAAACUCAGAGCUACAGAGCGAGCGUGGCCUGGUGUUGUUCGGAUCCACCUGCCGUGGAAAAAAAACAAAGUCGGUUUUGGGAGCGGCGGCAACACGGCGCGUCCCUCCGUGAUGUUAGAAACAUGACGUGAUCCAUCAAUAGGAGAGGUGGGGGGCCGGAGGGGAGGUAGGGGUACCGCAUCCAGCCCCCUCGGGAUUCUCGAUUCCUCUGUGCCCCGUCGGGUGGAGAGAGGCACCGAGCGGCGUCCCGUCCCCCCCGUCAGAUCGACGAAUCCCUCACGCCUCACGUUGGUUCUGGGCGACCGAAAGCUGCCCCCCAGAUGCCGUGUUGCCCCGGCCUCCUCCUCCUCCUCCUCCUCCUCCUCCUGUUUAAGAGCGUAAUUCUUGAGGCUCUGACAGACCGUCGGGCGAGGCCCCCCGAGAGCGAGGGGCCGGGGGGACGAACGUAUCGCCUGGGGACGGAACCCGGGAAUCCCGUUCGCCGUCGUCACUUUCUAGCAGCAAAGCAGCACUUUGGCGUUUCGCGCUCGAUCCCUCCGGCGUCACUCUCGUUCUCGCCGCGUCCUUCCAUGAUAACCUACUUGUCGGAGCCUAUCCGGAUGCCGUGUCCCAUAUUUAAAGCAGUAUUGUUCUAUCGAGACUCUGUGACCCCCUAACCUUCAGCUCUUGAAUAUAUGUAAUGCAGCGCUCUCACGAUAUUUUCAAUAAAGGAAUUUAUGCAUUCGACGGGAA
This is a messenger RNA of Ornithorhynchus anatinus (platypus), 4882 nucleotides long. RefSeq names its product nuclear receptor coactivator 7 (gene NCOA7). Gene Ontology annotation, biological process: regulation of transcription by RNA polymerase II; response to oxidative stress. NCBI's taxonomy places the organism in Eukaryota, Metazoa, Chordata, Mammalia, Monotremata, Ornithorhynchidae. Gene Ontology annotation, cellular component: nucleus. The transcript has 16 exons. The record is from RefSeq and is a predicted model, not a curated record. The coding region runs from base 207 to 2798 and encodes 863 amino acids.